ACUAAUUAAAUAAUAAUAAGCUGGUAAAAUUAAAAUACUAAGAAGCUUUAAAGUUAAAAAAACUUAACUAUGCCAAAUUAAUGGUAUGAAAAUUAUCAGAAAUUUAUUGUAUUAUAGAACUCGACAUAUUUAUUUUCUAAACAUAAUUUAUUUAAUGAAUACAAAGAAUAGUUUAUCAGUGUAUGUAUUGUCAUGGACGCGCUUUGGAAUGACUUUCAAUCAUCCAACCUAUUUAUGGUGAUCUCAUUGUAUAGUUGAUUCUUCAUUGUUUAUACAUUUUGAUAUACCCACAGACCCGUAACAGCUGACUUACUGAAGAUUAGUUCUUUCAGACUUAAUCUUUGAGUUUAUGGUCAAAGAAACAAAGUGAUUAAGUUGUCACGUACGUUUUUUUUUCUUGGAAAGAAAAAGUAAUCAAGAAGAAGAUGUCACACUUAUUAAUUAUUUUGCUAGUACAUUUGAAAUUCCUUUGCAAUUGCUUGUAAUUUUCAUAAACAAUUUAAAAUGUUUAGAGUUAUGCUAUAACCUUCUAUACAUUUUCAAAGUAUACGACAACUUAGAUCUAUAUAAAAGGCCACCAAAAGUCAUAAUUUUGCAUUCAGUUUCCAAAAGAAAAAAGAAAAGAAACAAUGAAAGGUUACAUUAUUGCUCUUAUAGUAUGUGCCUGCGUCGCUAUAAUCGCGGUUGUUCUUAUCUUAUGUUGUCUUCAAAACCGCAAAAAGAAAAAAACGUGGUCUCCUCCACCGCGUCCGCCGGUAAAAGACGUUGAAAAAGGUAGAAGCAGUGUCGCAAGAGAUGGAGGGCUUGUUGUUUUGACAGGCACCGCUGUCACCACAGCCGUUGUAGCUACGGCUGUAACCACCGGAACCGCCGAUGAAAUUAGUGGUGGUGGAGGAGGCGGGGAAGGCGGAGGAGAAUGUGAUGGUGGUGGAGAUGGUGGAGGAGGAUGUGGAGGUUGCGGUGGUUGCGGUGGUUGCGGCGGUUGUGGCGGGUGUGGAGGUUAAAGGCUGUAUAGUUAUUAGUGACGUAAUAGUGAAUUUGCAUGCAAGGUUUUAAAUUGUGAAUGUAAGGUUUUAAGUGUGAUCUCCUUAAUGAGAUAAAAAAAUUGUAAUCAUAAUUAAUGGGAUUGUAAUAAGGUGAAUAUAACCAUUAUAUAUGUAAUCUAAAUUUUAUGGUUUUCUAGAUAAUUUUUU
Molecule: messenger RNA, 1193 nt
Organism: Brassica napus (rape)
Lineage: Eukaryota; Viridiplantae; Streptophyta; Magnoliopsida; Brassicales; Brassicaceae
Product: PE-PGRS family protein PE_PGRS47-like
Exons: 1
Coding region: 630-1004 (124 amino acids)
Source: RefSeq, a predicted model, not a curated record